Molecule: messenger RNA, 1154 nt
Organism: Candoia aspera
Lineage: Eukaryota; Metazoa; Chordata; Lepidosauria; Squamata; Candoiidae
Product: secreted frizzled-related protein 2-like
Exons: 3
Coding region: 160-1056 (298 amino acids)
Biological process (GO): canonical Wnt signaling pathway; non-canonical Wnt signaling pathway
Molecular function (GO): Wnt-protein binding
Source: RefSeq, a predicted model, not a curated record
GGGCGAAAGGGCCCUGCCAGCCAGCCUAGGACUGAGGAAUCAGCCUCUAAAUUCGUGCAGGACAGGCUGGGUGGCCCCUUCCAAGCCGUUCUCCUCCACAGAAUAGCCUCCACUGGGUUCCCAGAGCUACUGGCUACAUCCCUCUCCUCCAGGGUCCUCAUGGCUGUCUGGGGCCCGCUCCUGCUCCUGCUGGCCAUCUGUGCCUGCUGCUGUGGCUCCUCCUCCUCCUCCUCCUCCUCGGCUUUCCCGCAUCACCUGGUCCAGCCGAGCUCCCGGCGCAGCACCUGCAAGCCCGUGCCCAGCAGCAUGAGCCUGUGCCAUGGCGUGGGCUACAACGAGAUGCGUCUGCCCAACCUUCUGGGCCACGACACCAUGAAAGAGGUCCUGCAGCAGGCCGCCUCGUGGGUGCCCCUCUUGACCAAGCAGUGCCACCGGGAGACCAAGAAGUUCCUGUGCUCCCUCUUCGCCCCUGUGUGCAUCAGCCAGAUGGAAGAGCCCAUCUUCCCCUGCCGUUCCCUCUGCGAGGCCGUCCAGGACAGCUGCGUGCCCGUCAUGGCUGCCUUCGGCUUCCCCUGGCCAGAAAUGCUCAACUGCAGCCGGUUUCCUCUAGGGAAUGAGCUCUGCAUUCCGCCAGUGGGCCCCGAGGACCGAGAGCCACUCCUCCAAGAAGAUGCCGUGUGCGCAGCCUGUCUUGAAUCCGGUCCGCGCGAGAAGGACUUCCUGGGGAAGGUCUGCAGCCAGGAUUUUGCUCUGAAAAUGACCGUCAAAUCCUUAUCUGGCGUUGGGGGGGACCUAAAAGUGAUCCCAGAGGUCCGGGGCCGGACGUUGUACAAGCAGGACGGCUGGUCCGAAGAGGAGCGAAGGAGGCUGGUUCUGUGGCUGGCGGACGGCGAGGCCUGCUCCUGUGAAGAGCUGGCAGGGGGGCCGGGGACCGUGGUCCUCGCCAUGGGGCACCGUCUUGGCAACCGGCUCAUCCUCUCCUGGGUCAGGAGGUGGAAGCACGGAGAGAAGGAGCUGAAGAGGUUCUCCAGGGUGGUGCGGAAGCUGCAGUGUUAGCGGUGGGUCCUCGCUGCCCACCGCCCUCCGUGCCUUCUGCCAAAUAUGGACCAUUGUGAUUGAAGCCAGGGCCUGUGCUGAACCUCGCGUGCAACUGU